CUGUCUGUGAGGUCAGACCGGUCAGGUGAGAAGAGCCUGGAGGGAGAGUAUAAAAGAAAGAAAGCUGCGAUGGCUGGGGGGUGGUUGGCUGGAGCUGAGCAUCGCUGAGGCUGGAAGGAAUCCAGGAAUCGAAGGCGCGGCAGAAAGUAUUGCAGACGAGAAGGAGACGAGCUUCUGGCCUGAGAUGGAUCCGCCUGCCGCGACGUGGAAAUUAUUUGCUGUCAGCGUGCUGCUGCUCACGCUGUACUGUAGCAGCGCUGCAGCUGGCAGCCUAAAGGAACAUCUGGCUGACUGUCUGCAGGACAAAGACUACAAGAAGCUGCUGCACACUGUGCGGACCGGCCUCCCGCACUUAAACACAUCCCAUCGUGUCGUCAUCGUCGGAGCUGGCGUCGCCGGGCUGACGGCUGCCAAGCUGCUGCAGGACGCAGGGCACGAGGUAAUCAUAUUGGAGGCUAGUGGUCGUGUUGGAGGACGGGUGGAGACCUACAGGAAUGAAAAGGAGGGCUGGUAUGCUGAACUGGGAGCCAUGAGGAUCCCAAGUUUUCACCACAUCGUCCGCUGGUUCGCGAAGGAGCUGGGGGUCAAGCUGAAUAAAUUCAUCAUGGAUGACAGCAACACCUUUUACCUGGUUCAUGGGCUGCGGAAGAGGACGUACGCAGUGAAAGCAAACCCUGACAUCCUGAAGUAUAAACUGCCGAAAAGCGAGAGGAGGAAGUCGCCUGACCAGCUGCUACAGCAAGCUUUGCAGAAGGUGAAAGAUGAAGUGGAGGCACACGGCUGCAAAGCUGCGCUGCAGAAAUACGACCACUAUUCUCUGAAGGAGUACCUGAAAACAGAAGGUGGUCUGAGUCCAGAAGCUGUGAGGAUGAUCGGAGAUUUACUCAAUGAGCAGAGCCUCAUGCACUUGGCGCUGACUGAGAUGAUCUACCUCCAGAGCGAUGUUAGCGACAGCACCACGUACGAUGAAGUGACUGGUGGGUCAGAUCUCCUCACCAAAGCUUUUCUGACUGUCCUCAAUGUCCCCAUCCUGCUCAACUCCAAGGUCAAACGCAUCAGCCAAUCAGAUAAAGGUGUAAUUGUAUCGUAUCAGACAGGCCCCCAGUCCUCUUUGACGGACCUUUCUGCUGACGUUGUCCUGGUAACAACCACAGCCAAAGCAGCCCUCUUCAUUGACUUUGACCCACCUCUCUCCAUCAGAAAGAUGGAGGCACUGAGGGGGGUUCACUAUGACAGCUCCACGAAAAUCAUCCUCACCUUCAGUGAGAAGUUCUGGGAGAAGGACGGCAUCCGAGGUGGAAAGAGCAUCACCGACCGGCCCUCUCGUUACAUCUACUACCCCAGCCACAGCUUCCCAACAAAUAAGACCAUUGGCGUUCUGCUGGCUUCCUACACCUGGUCCGACGACUCCCUCCUCUUCCAGGGUGCGAGUGAUGAAGACCUGAAAGAGCUGGCUCUGAGAGAUUUGGCAAAGAUCCACGGUGAGGCCGUCUGGUCACUCUGCACAGGAGUGGUGGUGAAGAGGUGGAGCGUAGACCCUUACAGCUUGGGUGCCUUCGCACUCUUCACACCCUACCAACUUUUAGAGUACUCUAAGGAGCUCUUCCGAAGUGAAGGCAGGGUGCACUUUGCGGGCGAACACACGGCCUUCCCUCACGCCUGGAUCGAGACAUCCAUGAAAUCUGCAAUCAGGGCUGCUACGAACAUUAACGCAGCGGUGCACGAAGAGUCAGCUAGACCUCAACACCGUGAUGAGCUCUAGCGUCUUAAAUCCAGCACUUUUUCUUUGUGAUGGCAUUGCUUGCCUUACGAAUGAGGCCGCCAUGCAGCUCUAAUCUGGAUGAAUCCGGUUGAUUGUUGGCAGCUAAAGACGAUUUAGUGUUGUUUAUAAUCAGAUGGCACUCGGUUAAGCAGCAGCCUUAGCAACUGCUGUCACUGAUAACACGUUUAUGUCAUGGUCUUUUCUGCUUGUGUGAUCAAACAAGUGCUAAAUAAUACGAACCACUACUAUCUUCCUCUACUUUGAACUGUUUUCAACUCAUGGUGCUCAGAGCGCUCCUCCAACAUCACGAAAACACGAAAAAAUGUGAGCUGCAAAGCAAAAAAUGCUUCCUCCUGCUGUUAAAUGCAUGUCCAGCACGACUGCCCCCUCUCUAAGGGAAACUGAACUCCUGAAAACCCUCUCCUGUCAUAAAUGAUCCGUUUAGGGCAGGGGUGUCCAAACUUUUUUCACUGAGGGCCACAUACAGAAAAAUAUCGGAGGGGCUGGGCCACUUUCUGGAGGUGAGGUAUACAGCCUGACCUUUAGUGUAGUACAUGAUAACAGAAAAACUGCCUUCAUCACAGCUUUCAUAAAUGGAUGUUCAAUGAAUUAUUCAGAAAAAGUGUUGGCAGCCUCAGAUUUGUUCUUAGUCAGGAUGGUGACCCCCCACCGUACAGAGAAAGAACAAUAAAAGGGGAAAAUGGGAUAGGUACAUUUAAGCUUGUUAGUGAAGUUAUUUGGCCUUUUAACACACCUAAUAACGUUCAUUAGAAACUGUUAUCAGAAUUAACAGACUGAACUGGACUUAAUACCAGGAGUACACAUCAUUUGAGUCAGUUAUUCUGGUGAGGAUCAGCUGCGCUGGGUAUUUAAAUCGGUCGAGGCGCUGACCAUCCAGCUGCGGUGUUGAUCCGGAAAAAUGUCACUUUGAUCUCCAUCAGCUGAGAUCAGCUGAUUUUGCACAGUGUGUGCGCUCUGCAUGUUAACAAGAAACGCGCAUAUAAGAAAGCGGAGUAGUGAUAGAACUGAUUAUUAUUGAUUGGCAUUAUUGAUUUUUCACACCUGUACUGCACACUAGUUAUGUGCACGCGUGCUUAUUAACACACGGAUACUGUGGAAUAUAUUGUUAACUCAGCUGAAGUGGACUCAGUGGGAGCUGUGAUGCUGCCUUCAGCCUUCUACCUUGCAUUUCUUUGGUUCUGCCAUGUCUGGUAACCUGGGGUAAACUUGUUCUGUGAUUUUCCUUUUUUGGUGGUGCAGCUGCCUUGUUCAACACUAGCUCCCCCUGGUGUUAAAACUAAGAAGUGCAAUACACUCGGGCAAACGUUUCAAUUCUAUAAUUAUAAAAUUUCUUGCGGGCCAAUAAAAAAUUCACUGCGGGUCGUAGUUUGGACAUCCCCGGUUUAGGGACUCAUAACUUCAAGUGUCGCACACACCAGCAUCUUUCACCCUUUCACAAAUAAGUCAGGAUGCAAAUGUUGGCAAAACAUACUGAUAACAUCCAAUAAACAUGAUAAGUUCACAACAAAUGGCUCCAAUUUACAGAAAAAAUCUUUUAUUUUGGUGCUGACCAAUAAUGUGUAUAUAAAUAUAUAUAUAUGUUUAUAUAUAAAGCAGCAGGCAGUCCAUAAUAAUGAACAUUAUUGACAAACUGAAAAUACAGAAAGAAAAGAGCAGGAAAGUGACACUGAUCUGUAUCUUUAGAGCUGUGUUUGAAAAUAUAACUAAGAAGCCCAGCAUGCAUUACAAGAAACAUUCACUUUUGUUCAUCCAAAUCUGCAAUCUGUGCUCUCGAAUAAGUUCAUCUGUGCUCUCAGAUUAGUUACUUUGGACAACUCAAAAGGUGUGAUUCCUACUUUUGAUAUUUUAUUGGCCCAAAUUAAUAGUUGAUGCUCUGAAUGACAUGAUUCAGUCUCUUAAACUAGUGAAUUUGUGCACCCUGAAAUAAGGUCAUUUGUCUGCCAAAAUGGGUCGUCCAUGAAUACCUGAUCCCUUUCCUCUCACUAAGCUUUGGCUGCUAUUAUUCAUAUAUUGUGUUUGCAAAUGUGCAGUGAAAGUUGUGAUGCAAUGGCCAACUAAUGUAAAUGAACCACUUAGGUUUAAUAUUGUUUUAUGGCAUUACAGCCACACGUGGACAUACUAAAGAUUAGGUUAUGAAAUUUGUAAUGUGUGAGCGAGUCAUUGAACACAGUGGUUGAAUUGCUAAAUAAUGCACACUGGUUACUACGAGUUACUUAAUUAAAAUAAAUUUGUACACGUUGAAAUCAAAGGUAACCUCUUUGUGCAACUUGCAUCAAAAUUUUUGAGGAAGACAGUGAUGUCCAUCCAGUUGUCUUUACUCAUUGCUUUGAUGGCAACAGAGCAGAUUUCCUGCUCUGUGUAGGAACAGCAGAGGUAAAACCAAACCGCUGGGCAGAGUAAACCAGUAUCCAGAUAUCAGUACCACACGCCCAUCACUGUAGCUCAGCAGCUUUGAGUUUUCCAGAGCAAGGCAAACCAGGAACCCUACAAACCACAACCACAGCACUCCCGUUAUGGCCGCGAUGGUGUGGAAAGAUUCAAGAGUCUUUAUUGUCAUUGAGCAUGUCAAUGAAAUUUUCAUUGCAAGCCCUCAGCUUUGACUGAUCAACCCGCUCCCUGUCCCCGCCCGCCUCCCCUGGCCCUGGACGAAUCAGAACACAGAGAACACGGAGGCUGCAGAAAGAGACAACGAUAAAACAGAAGGUCAAUGUGCAGAAAAAUGGGAUGCCGAUUAAAUCGUGGCACAGAGCUAAUGCACAGUUCCAUCCGAAGAUCAGCAGCCAAACACACACGAUGCUGAUAUUUCGGAUCUUGACCCCACUUGACCGUUUCAGCCUCAGGUAGGUGACGGGGUGAACGACAGCCACAUAUCGCGCCACACAGGUCAGGGUGUUAAAGGACAUCUGGCCGAGAAAAACAGCGGCAGAAAUAAAAAAGCCUACAGCCAACACCUCUGAGAGACCACUGUGUCCACCAGACAUGUAGACGAUGCUCCCCAACGCGGAGAUGAGCUCCACGGCAGCCAGGUGGGAGGUGAAGAUGUGGGCGUGGCUCAUCGUUGCAACGGAGCGCUGCUGCCGCCGCCAUUGUUGGUGACCCAGGUAGAGGACGAGGAUGGAGGCAGGGAGAAGGAGGAAGGUCUUGGUGAUGACGUAGGCAGUGGAGAUGAUGGGUCCAGUUCUGGUGUCAGAGCAGUGGAGUACAUACUUCAAGGAUGAGGAAGAGGAGCUGACUGACGUGUUCAAGUUGUAUUUCCUUGAUGGCGAAGAGCAAGAAGACAAGAGCAAAAAUAAAUGAACUAAGACAAUGAGACAACAGUAUUUCAAUCCUGAAAACUGUUCACCUUCAUCUCAAAGAUGAUUGAAGUGACUCCUUUGUAGUUUUUGUCUGUAGUAGCAGCGGAUGUAUUUGAUGUAAUGUUGCUGAUUAUUUUGAUUUAAUGAGCAUGAAACUUGUGCGAUGCACGACCUUCACGAGCAAAACAAAUAAUGAAAAGGAAUCAAAAACAGAACUAGCCAAGUCAAACUGAGGAAAUCCUACCUCCAAAUGUUCUUGUCGCUAGUUAUAAUUAUGAGGCAGUUAACUUAAUGUCUUGUCUUUCAAACAAGUGAAUUUGACUCAUCAAGUGUACUUUUUCUUUCAUCAUUAAUAACGUCUCAUCACUAUUUCUCCACCUUCCUGGCAGACGUGAGCUUCCACAAUGAAAAAUCUAAUAAAAGCAUUUUCUUGA
This is a messenger RNA of Chelmon rostratus (copperband butterflyfish), 5513 nucleotides long. RefSeq names its product L-amino-acid oxidase-like. Gene Ontology annotation, biological process: amino acid catabolic process. Lineage: Eukaryota; Metazoa; Chordata; Actinopteri; Chaetodontiformes; Chaetodontidae. The record is from RefSeq and is a predicted model, not a curated record. The coding region runs from base 185 to 1762 and encodes 525 amino acids. The transcript is spliced from 8 exons. Gene Ontology annotation, molecular function: L-amino-acid oxidase activity; polyamine oxidase activity.